AUGAAUGUAUGGUCGUUGCCCUACGGAUAUUCUCCGGCGCCCCGUGUAUUACCAGAUUUUCCCUCGUCUAUGAUCAUUGUCACCUGGAACGUAAACUUCAUGGCACCUGUUGUGGAGAGGCUGCGCUGCGCACUUGAACAUAUGCGACGUAUCGUCCUACAAUCGCCGUUAUCGUAUCCUCACCCUUGUUGUAUUCUUCUCCAGGAAGUAAUGGGUCCAGGUUUCCAAACUCUUUUGUCUACGGAUUGGAUCCAAAACUACUUUUCGGUCAUUCCACAGUCAGAAGCGACAGAUGAAAAUGGAUAUGGAUGUGUUACUUUGAUUUCGAACAAUAUACCCCUCGUCGGAGCUUGGUCGCUUCCCUUUCCAUCGGAAAUGAGCAGAAGUGCCAUAUUGACGGACCUACUUUUCGCUUCAGGCCCUGGUCGCCCGCCGGUGAAAGUGCGAGUGGCUAAUGUCCACCUCGAAUCCCUUUCAUCUGGCGCUAGGGCCAGAUCUAUCCAGCUGAAUCUUACUGCCGAAAGACUGCGCGAUAUCGGCGUCGACUUUGGCAUUGUAGGCGGUGAUAUGAACGCGAUCUCUGAUUCGGACAGGGCCCUUCCUGAGGCCUGCGGAUUAGUAGAUUCAUGGAAGGGAGCAGAUAAUGACGAAAGUGGAUUCACAUGGGGAUAUCAACCUACCAGCAGAUUUCUACCUGGCAGGUUGGACAAAAUAUGUCAUACACUGCCGCAGUCACUCAGUUUGACCCUUGACGUUCCUCGUCAAAUUGGAGUCAACUUGAAGACCCCGGCCGGUAGAUGGGUCAGCGACCACUAUGGACUAGCAACAGUUUUCACACUCGAUGGAUCGUAUGACGCUUCUUCGAGGCUAACACCUCGUUUCCAUUCCUUCUGCUGA
Desarmillaria tabescens is the source of this 897-nucleotide messenger RNA. RefSeq names its product Endonuclease/exonuclease/phosphatase. NCBI's taxonomy places the organism in Eukaryota, Fungi, Basidiomycota, Agaricomycetes, Agaricales, Physalacriaceae. The record is from RefSeq and is a predicted model, not a curated record. Gene Ontology annotation, molecular function: single-stranded DNA binding; 5'-tyrosyl-DNA phosphodiesterase activity. Gene Ontology annotation, cellular component: cytoplasm; PML body. Gene Ontology annotation, biological process: double-strand break repair. The transcript has 2 exons. Bases 1 to 897 code for a protein of 298 amino acids.